Cydia strobilella is the source of this 1082-nucleotide messenger RNA. Its product is annotated as tetraspanin-1-like. Lineage: Eukaryota; Metazoa; Arthropoda; Insecta; Lepidoptera; Tortricidae. The record is from RefSeq and is a predicted model, not a curated record. Bases 91 to 1065 code for a protein of 324 amino acids. Gene Ontology annotation, cellular component: plasma membrane. The transcript has a single exon.
CACUGGCCGUCAAACCGGCGGUUAGAAAACCAGUCAAUAUGUCAUGUCAAAAGUCGCAAACAAUCAAUCAAACUAAAACUUUUUAUCAAAAUGCACUCCGUAAUGUGUCCUAGAACCUGUCUAGGUUUCACCAACUUCUUAUUCUUCUUCGUCGGACUUAUAGGCUUCGGUAUUUGCUUAUGGUGCUCUAUCAACACGGAAUUAUUCAGAGACUUGAACUACACUGUAACUAGAAGCGAACUAGUUGGUGUUAUAGCUAACUUUGUGAACCUAAAGCUGUGGUUAACGCCUUUAACGACAGUAAUUAUAACUUCGGCUAUCGUUGCGAUGCUGACUUCGUGUUGCGGCAUACUCGGCGCUGGCUGCAAGACCAAAUGCGCAAUGAAAUCAUACAUCUUCCUAGUUUCCGUUAUAUGCUCGGUAGCUAUCUGGUUUAUCUACAUAUCCUGCAUCUACAACAUUUAUUCUGAUAAUGACAAAACACGCAAGUUUCUGCAAAGCACGAUACGCACACAGUACGGAAAAGACAACGAUCUGUUUACAUCGCUAUGGGACUAUAUAAUGGUAAACUACGAAUGCUGUGGGGUCGUCGGUUUAGCUGAUUUCAAGGAUUCUUAUUGGAUCCAACUGAACCCUGAUAAAUUGUUUCCAGUACAGUGUUGCGUUUUACAGAAUCGUACGCAUCUAAUACCUUUAGUUAAAGAAUGUCAAUCAUCACUAGAUCCAGGUACGUUUAAUGCGAUCGGAUGUUUUCAAGCAUUAAGACAAUCGUUUGUGGAUAGCAAAGGACUUAUUAUAUUUUCUUGUAUUGUGUGUCUUUGCGCGUAUGCUUCAUUGAUGUCUUUUGCUUAUUGUGUGUUGAGAGGGGAACCGUUGAUAACUGACACGGAUGGUUAUAUCUACGGAGCUCGGCGAGCGCGCCACGCGGAGCCCGAGCAGUCUGAGAGCUCUCUGCAGAACAUGAUGUUUGUAAACGAUGCGUCCGAACCGACCACGAAAGUUGUUAGGGUGGUGUCAGCUGUGAAUCCUUUCCAGAAGUACAAAUAUUAUCCCGAACAAGUGUGAUUUUCUACGUUUGUUAA